Racocetra persica is the source of this 433-nucleotide messenger RNA. Lineage: Eukaryota; Fungi; Glomeromycota; Glomeromycetes; Diversisporales; Gigasporaceae. The record is from the annotation of a GenBank genome assembly.
AACGAGAAGAAGAAUUGGUAGAAUUAAACAACCGAAAAGAGUUGGAAGACCAAGAAUUAGAAGAAAUAAUCCAGUAAUUAUACCACCAAGACCAAAGGGUUCAUGUUAUGCUAAAACACCUGUAUUAGCUCUACCAGAUAGUGUAAUUGAUAAAUUGAUAACUUGGAGAGCAGGAAAAUAUCGAGAUAUAUUAAAUAAAAAUAGAAAGGUUACAAAUCAAUAUAAAGGUGGCCUUUAUGUUGAGAGAAUUGAAAGAAAUGGACAAAAAGUUUACGAAAAAUCAGAAAAUUUUUGGGGUUGGGAUGAUUUCCAAUCUACUUGUUCGUCAAUUUAUAAAGAAGAAACUUUCGAAUCCACUUUACAAACCAAUGAAAAAGAAAAUCGAGAAGAAAUUAUUGAAGAUUAUAUUGAAACUAAUGAAUAUAAAAUAUUU